Messenger RNA from Limanda limanda (common dab), 3858 nucleotides. It is a transcript of the gene mapk8ip2, whose product is annotated as mitogen-activated protein kinase 8 interacting protein 2. Bases 1 to 3858 code for a protein of 1285 amino acids. NCBI's taxonomy places the organism in Eukaryota, Metazoa, Chordata, Actinopteri, Pleuronectiformes, Pleuronectidae. The transcript is spliced from 14 exons. Gene Ontology annotation, cellular component: cytoplasm. The record is from RefSeq and is a predicted model, not a curated record. Gene Ontology annotation, molecular function: protein binding. Gene Ontology annotation, biological process: regulation of JNK cascade.
AUGGCGGACAGGGCUGAGAUGUUUUCCCUUUCCACUUUCCAUUCCCUCUCUCCUCCCGGAUGCAGGCCAUCCCAUGACAUCAGCCUGGAGGAGUUUGACGAUGAAGAUCUCUCCGAAAUUACAGAUGACUGUGGGAUUGGACUCAACUAUGACUCUGAUCCUUACGAGAAGGAUUCCCUCAUUCUGGAGAAGAGUGACAUGCACCACCCGAUAUGCUCCUUCCAGGACGACUUCCAAGAGUUUGAGAUGAUUGAUGACGAAGACGACGAUGACGAGGAGGAGGAUGACGAGGUUGACCCCGAUGCGACCCCAUCCCCCUUUGCCUCCCCUCCUCUCUCCCCUACCCUUGGCACUACAAAGAGCAGACCCACCACGCUGAACCUCACCACUGCUGUGUCGCAGGAUUCUCUUAACAACAACAGCAGUCAGUCCCCAAAGAAAGGAAGCUGGCAGGACUCCUUACGCAACCCCACCUCACAGGGUCGUCUGUCUCCAACUCACUCAUGUCUGGAGGAUGGAAGCCAUGUGACAGGCCAGUGCCCAGUCUCUCCAGUUUCCCAAGCACCAGGGUCUCAGACCAAAGGUACUCCACACAAACAGACAGGGGAGGGAGGGAACCCCCAGUCCCCUCACAGGCCCCUCCUCUGCGACAGUGAGGGCAACAGGCGCGAGAGACCGGAAUACGGCUCAUUCGGUCAACUUAAGUCCCACUCGUGCUCCGGUGAUGUCACUGAGCCAAAAGACCCUUUGAUCCAGACGGCCAGGGUUCCCUCCGUAGACGAGCACUCCCAGUGUUCAGACACAGAGGUGGACCAUGACCUCAACAGCCACCACAAUCACAAACACUCAAACCGGUGUGGCACCGACACCUACACAAUCACCAGCGAGUCAGGUAUCGAGCCGGAGAAUGACCCAGACCCAGAUGGAACCAGUCACUGCUUGUCCUCCACUGCCCCCAUGGGACCCAAUGAUGGCGCUGACACCCCCUUGACCGAUGAGGAGCUAGAGAAGGACUUCGAUGUGGAGUACAUGUGUAAGGAGACAUAUGAUAUGGUGUGCAAGGAGAAUCAGUCAGUGUACAUCGAGUUCCCCUGCAUUGAACCUUCUGAGCCUGUCUCCUUCUCCAGCUAUAUGUCCUCCAGCCACUCAGAGGCUGUUGAGCAGUCCAACAGUACAGAUACUCAAGCAAUUUCUGCCAUGGAGGCAGCAGCUAACGACUCCACCUCUCCAUCCUCCGAUCCAGGGAUAGCAGAUAUGAACCAGCGGGGAUACUUUACUUCAGACCAGGAAAAGGACCUCAGUUCUCCGGGGUCUGACUCUGACAUUGAAGGGGAGCUGGAGGCAGCGUUUGCCUGUGGAGGUCCUGUUGUCUCCAACAUGAUCUCCUCUAUUUCAGAGACAGAGCUGGACCUUACCAGUGAUGAAAGUAGCAGUGGACGCUCAUCUCAUCUCACCAACUCCAUUGAGGAGGCUAGCUCACCUACAUCAGACCAGGAACUGGACCCAGACACAGAGUUGGAGCAGGACAGUGGUAUUGUUGGACUGAAAGCGUCUCUGCUUCUGGGCCAGCCUGACCCAAUCAAAGAAGGAUCUCCUCUACCAUCUCCUUCCCCUCUACCCUCACCCACAAUGGGUACACCAUCCCCUCUUGACUCACCCAUCCUACCCCCGGAGCCUUAUGAUGACGGUCAAGCUCUGAUGGGGCUGCAGAAUGUGGAUGAUGAGCUGUCCUGCGAGCACCAGGCUGACCCAGAUGAGACUCUGCCACCGGCCCAAAGCUGUGAGGACAGUCUGUCCAGACAGAUGGUUCUCCAGAUAGAACCAGACCACAGCCUGGAGAGCUUCAAACGCUCCUUCUACCUGCCAGUGGGACCCAGGCUAAUACAAAGUUCAGAUGAAUACGAUGGAACAAGUGAGGGAGACUCAGAGUCAGAAAGUGAGGAUGACUUAAGUGAGAAUUCCGACUCACCCUGGCUGCUCAGCAACUUGGUCAACAGGAUGAUCUCAGAAGGCUCGUACCCAAUCAGCUGUCCCGAGGAGUGCUUCAAGAGGAAGGUGUCAGUGUCAGACACCAUCUCACCAUCCUCAGACAUUGGAGAGGGAGAUGGCUUCAAUGAUGAGGACAGAGAGAGGAAAGCAGAGAUGGAGGAAUCAGAGGAAGAAGAGAGAGAUGGUGAAGGGUACAGAAUGGAAAGGAUGGAGCCUGGAGAAAGAAGAAGUGUGGAGUCUUCAAACGAAGGAGUAGUUAUAAGUUAUAUGAGCAACUCUACUGGUGACACAGCAACCCCUGUUAUUUUAGAGCGCUGUGCAAACAAUGAGAGAGGAAUCGCAGAUUUCAGCUCCUUGUAUAACAGUAAAGACUCUGAGAAGAACUUGACGGAAAAAACAUCGAAGAAUGGCAGGAGACAGGAGGAAGAUGAGGAGCCCAAUAACGACUUGACGAUGCUGGAGGGAAGGAAGGAUCUGGACUCACCCAGUUUCAGUGAGAGUGUGGCCAGUGACAAGGACGAAGGUCGAGAGACAGAGCCCAGGCCGGGGAGCCGCUCGUCAGCCUCUCUUGAGCGUAUCACAGAGGUCAAACAUAGCCUGACGCUCGACAUCCCCACCACCCAGACCAACCGCUGCUUCAGCCUUACCUACUCCACAGACAAUGACGAGGAGGAGGACGAUGGGGACUCUUAUCCAUUUGUGAGUGGCUUGAGGAAGCAGUCCUUCAGAGGUAGUGACUUGGAGCUGGACAGUUCACCGCCCAUCGAUACCAGUGUGCAAGACCAGCGUUUAUCCGACCAUGACCUCCCACUGUGUGAGAAAGAUCUGGCUCUGAGGCCGUCGAAUGAAGAGGAAGAACUGGCCUAUGACUCCAUGAAAUACACACUAGUGGUGGAUGAAAAUACUACGCUGGAGCUAGUCAGCCUCAGAAGGUGCACCUCUGUUCUGAGUGAUGACAGCGAGCUUUCCACGCUAUGUGACGAGGAGCCUUUGGGAAGGAGUCAGGUGAGCUACGGUCGAGAUGAGGCGAAGGUGAGGUCAGAACUUCUCAGUUCUUCUGAGGACUCCUCCCCUGAAGCUGACCUCCCAUUCUCCAAGAAGUUUCUCAACGUGUUCGUCAACAGCACCUCCCGCUCCUCCAGUACAGAAUCCUUUGGACUUUUCUCCUGUACCAUCGAUGGCGAGGAGAAGGACCAGACACACAGGGCCGUCUACAGGUUCAUUCCCAGACACGCGGAUGAGCUGGAGCUGGACGUGGACGAUCCUUUAUACGUGGAGGAAGAAGAGGAUGACUACUGGUACAGAGGCUACAACAUGCGGACAGGGGAGAGGGGUAUCUUCCCUGCCUUCUAUGCCCACGAGGUCAUGGGACAGUCUAAGGAGUUGUUGGGAAUGAAAAGAAAUCCAGCCUGGAUUGAGACGUUCAACGUUCAGUUUUUGGGGUCUGUUGAAGUACCUAAUCACCAAGGGAACGGCAUUCUCUGUGCUGCCAUGCAGAAGAUUGCGAUAUCAAGGAAACGGACGGUACACGUGCGACCUCCUUCCCUGUGUGAGUUGGAGAUUAGCUUGCAGGGAGUGAAACUGAUCAUGAGCUUGGAGGAUGAUGACUUUGACACCCUCGAUGAGUACGACAGAUGUAGUCACUUCUUCCAGAUGAAGAACAUCUCGUUCUGUGGCUGCCAUCCGAGGAACAACUGCUACUUCGGCUUCAUCACCAAGCACCCCAUGCUGAACCGAUUUGCUUGCCAUGUGUUUGUUUCCCAGGAGUCCAUGCGACCUGUAGCAGAGUGUGUUGGUCGAGCCUUCCAGGAGUACUACCAGGAACACCUGGAGUACGCUUGCCCGACUGAGGACAUUUACCUAGAGUAA